GGUUAAGUUUCGUGUGUGCGGUGUACGCGCAGUGUUUGUUGUUUAUAAAAUCGCCAAUUUUCAGAGUAACUAUGGACGAAACAGAUGCCGAAUUUGUAAAUUCAAAUGACGACACGGAGGAUGAUAAAAAUGACACAAAAGCAGUUAGUUAUGCGGUGAAAAAAAUGAUGGAGAGGAUGCUUGGUGAGCGUAAUUACACAAUGCGAGCAAUGCAACACAAUACCAAUCCACAUCUCAACUGUUCGCGGUACAAUAUUCCAUCAAAACAUUUACAAAAGACUGAGUUGAGGGUGACUUUACCAACUCCCGUCUUCACUUCCACGCAUGGCUCCUUGGAAAUAGAUCCAAGUUGUAAACGCGUACUUGAACAUCGUCGGUAUAUGAAUUCUUUGCGAUGGAUGCCUUACGCAUACAAAAGAUGCGAAUCAAAGAAAGUAUACCGCAAUGUCCGCAAAAAAGGAGUGUAUUCGUACAAUAUCAUAAACUUUGCACGGCUAUUGGAGCAGAACCCGGACGAGUAUUUUAGUGGUCGAUAUGACUGGUAUUACACGGGCGGCAAUCUUGAUACAUUCAAUUAUAACGACGAGAAAUACGUAGUACAUGCAACAGGAAAACGUCUUGUAGACUUAAACAUAUCAAAAGCGGAGACACACAUGAAUCACACAAAACUGACACGCAUUUUGAGGAAACGAACAAAAGUUUUGCUAAGUGGAAACAGGAAUCCAGAAAUAUUAGAAAUUCAGACAUUGAACCGCUCGCAUCUGUCAGUGAGAAGACGGAAUUAUCUUUCAUUGUAUACAUUCGAGGACGACGCCCUGAAAUAUCGUUUUCAUCUGCACAAUGGGGUUGUGCCCUUUAUCAGUUCAACAAAGGAAUCUGAUACAUCUGCAAAUAUUUUAACCUCUGACCUGAACAAAACUGUUGCCUUGUGGGAUCUCAACGUUUCAGCAGAAAGACCCAAACAGUUGCUUUUUUCAUUGAAAAAUAACGAAAAAUGUAGCAAUUGGAAUUGCCUCCGGUAUAUAGACGAUAAUAUCUAUGGUUUUGCGGAUCAAAACAAAUUUUACACUUUAGAUUCGCGUCAGUCUCCGGAAGCAAAUCAUUUAUCGUACUACAAUGUGCAUCCUCAUACAGAACUUUGCGAUAUAAAUACAAUAAUGUGCCCUAGUCAGUUUCGAGACUUGAUCUAUUUGGGGUCUACGCAUACGCUUUUGGCUAUAGACAGACGUUUCAUGGGUUCCAACUUUAAGGAAAAUCAACAUAUUGUUAUGAAGUGGACGCAUCAAAUGAGUGGAUAUCCACUCAUGCUCCGUACAACACAUCUGGAUAAUGUCGAGACGAUUCUUAUGGCCAGUAACAUAAAUGGCGAUGUUCGAAUUUGUGAGAAUAAUCGGGUGACAUUAAGGGAACCAGUAACUGAGGACGAUAAUUUGGCGUUUGCAUACUCUUCACCCAGUUUGCCAAUAGUCCCACCUAGUAUGAAUGAUGCUUACAGAAGGGCUAGGUUGGAAGGACUUUGCUUGAAUCCAUAUACGUUCAUGGAACAACGUUUAAGACAUUGUCACGUGGGUGUCAGUUUUUUAAAUACUGAAGAAUAUCAAUCUAUACUGGUAGCAAAUAGCAAUGGAGACAUAUUUUCGCAUAUUUUAACCGAUGCCCACGAAGAAGCCAUGAUUAACGAGGAUAAUCUAGCAACAAUGAAACAAUGGCAAGAUGAGCUCUUGAAUAUUGACAUUCAAAACAGACCUGCUCUAAAUGUGACUACUGUUCAAAAUCUGGAGUCUUUGAAGAAGGUUUUCCGUUGCGAUCAACUAAAUGUUGGCGCAGAAGAGGAAGAUCCCCUAAGUGAUCAAGUAGGCAGCGGAAUUCCUCGUGGAAGAUGGCGGCGCUCAACGAAAAUGCUUCAAGGAUUUAAAGAUUUUUUGGCUGCUGAUAUUCUUAGUAUUUGGGAUCUAGAACAAGAUCAUGGUGAGAAUGCUGAGCGACUUGUUCUUCCUUCACAAGUAGAGGAGCCUGUAGAGAAAGAUAUUGAUAAGUGGCUGAAAGAAAAUGAGGUAGCGGAAGUCGAUGAGAGCAUACUAAGCACAUUGAAUUUGCCGAUAGACAACACUUUAAAUGAAUCCGCAUUAAAUAGUAAAGUUUUAGAUGAACCGGUUUCACAGAAAAGGACUAUUAAGCCGGCAAAGCGGAAAUAUGUAAAAGGAUUUUAAUUUUACAGCGAUAGAUAGAUUUUAAGUUAAAAAAUUCAUUUGUUUUUAAUAUAACGUACUGUACUGCUUUAGGUGAUGAUAUUCAUCACUUAUUAUUAAAUUUUUAUAAAAUAAAAAGCAUGCAUACUUGUAUGCAUCUAACAUCUCA
Messenger RNA from Hermetia illucens (black soldier fly), 2358 nucleotides. RefSeq lists its product as uncharacterized. The transcript is spliced from 4 exons. NCBI's taxonomy places the organism in Eukaryota, Metazoa, Arthropoda, Insecta, Diptera, Stratiomyidae. Bases 72 to 2210 code for a protein of 712 amino acids. The record is from RefSeq and is a predicted model, not a curated record.